AUCCAACACCUCUCACAAGUUAAGUCAAGCCAGCUCCGCAGGUCAUCGCUUGAGAAUAGAGGGGGAAGGUACUGCUCCCAAGCAUUUGUAGUUGGUGGGGUUCAAACUUGUGACCUCCAAGUCACAAGGUAAGUUUCCCACCAACUCCACCAAGCAUGCUAACACAUAUACAUGGUAACACAAGAACUCGCACGUCACACACAUUCCACCAAGUAUGUAGUAUUCUAGUAUAAUCAAAGGGGGAUUAAUUACUGUGUCAUCUUUUAAGGCUACUAACUCAUAUCCAUAUUUAGCACCAAAAAAUAAAAAAAAUAAGAUAAAAAUCCAUAUCCAUAUUAGUAUUCAUAUGGAUCGUAUAUAUUCUUUAUGUACUAUAUCUACAAACUACAUCAAUAUCCGUAUCCGUAUCCGUACCCAUACUUAUACCCGUAUCCAUAACAAUUGGCCUUGCCCGCCUGCCCGCCCCCGCUAAAGUAAGGUUAGAACUCUCAAAUGUCUCAAUCCAUCAUCCCUUUUCCACCAAACAACAAUUGUCCCACUGGAGUCUAAUUCUACCAUUGUCUCAUAUUAUCAAUCUUGUCAAAAUUUCCUCAAUCUGAAAAUCCCCAACAAACCUAUUUGAUCACAACUACAACCCAGAAUUUCAUCAAUUCAGGCAUAAAUAAAACACAAUUUCUUAUCCACUUUACUUCUUAUAUCCAACAAAUCCCUAAUUUGAACCUUCAAUUUAUCUAAUUCAGGUAAUGCUCAGUUAUAUGGUGUUUGUGGAUCUGCUUCAAGCAAUACAAAUCAUCUUCCGGGUGUGGAAUUGACCAUCUUAGUAAAUGUGUGAACUCUCUCCUGCUGAUGGCUUUGUUGAGAUAAAUGAGAACUUGGGAGAUAUGAUUAAGUACGUGGCAAACGAACCUUCUGUAGGACUCUAUUACAUCCAGCAGCAUGCUCAGAGUGCAGUGCCUAACAUCAUCAGGCUCAAGAAUAACAUCUUGGAGAAGUCGCAUGAAGUGAGUUUACACACUGAAGAUUUGGAGGAUUCUGUAGCUAUGACAAGGACGAUGAAAAAAUGUGGUUCCCCUGUUAUUGAUGCAAUGAUUCGAGAUAUUAAGACAUCUCUGACCAUAAUGUCAACCAAACAACCAGUUAGAGGUGUUAUCCAACCACGCAAUUCAAGUUAUCAGGCUGGUACGGCCGGUUCCUGGGGCUCAGCAUGGGCGCGCUCUGCUAUUAGUGACCAGAAUGAUGUUGUGAAAUCAGGAAGUUACUUUUCAAGCGUGUUCCAGUCUGCUAAGGAAAAGGCAGUUAACUUGAAGUGGGCACAAGGUACACAACUCGAUGUGAAGGAGCCAUUACCUUCUGGAAGCAAUAGUUCCACUCAGGUGGGGGAAAGUGAUGAUUUGCCUAUAUCUAGUCAGGUUGAAAAUGAGGUAGUUGAAGGCGGUAAUUUAUCCAUAGAUGGAAAAUCUCAACUUAUAUUGCCCGAAGCAAUAGAAUAUGAUGAGUUCAAGGCUGAUAGGGAAGCCAGACUAGAAGAGUGGUUGGAUGAUUCAGGCAACGUUCUUCAAAAUGAGAGUGGUGAGGCUGACGGAAAUGGGCCUCUUCGGCUUGACAGUUUAUGAUGAUGUCUCUGGUCACACCAUUUUAUCUUGAUAAUAUUGACAUAUUGUUGAUCACAGUGAUCUUUGAACUUGAAGGUAGAUUUAUGUCUGCACCAUCUGUUGUAUCCAUAUGAUACCUGUAACAUUACUGACAAUUGGCCUUAUUUUUUCUUAUUGUACAGUUUAGAAUGUGUCACUAUGUUGUAAUAACUGAGGACGACAUGUAGCUUAGCUGGUGCUCAUCCCGACUUACAUGGCUAAGUCCCAGCCUCACUUCACCCUUCCCUUGGGUGGUCACUUACUUGGUUAUCUAAACAUAGGGUCAUAGGAUACCAAGUGUUAGCCGCUUCCCUGAAAAAUAAAAUGUAUUUUGAGGUUGGAGUUUUCUUUCAAUAAAAAAUGGUUUGUGAGUUUAUGAGACUGAA
Messenger RNA from Chenopodium quinoa (quinoa), 2017 nucleotides. RefSeq lists its product as uncharacterized. Bases 825 to 1613 code for a protein of 262 amino acids. The record is from RefSeq and is a predicted model, not a curated record. The transcript has 2 exons. NCBI's taxonomy places the organism in Eukaryota, Viridiplantae, Streptophyta, Magnoliopsida, Caryophyllales, Amaranthaceae.